Molecule: messenger RNA, 3000 nt
Organism: Myxocyprinus asiaticus (Chinese sucker)
Lineage: Eukaryota; Metazoa; Chordata; Actinopteri; Cypriniformes; Catostomidae
Gene: opn7c
Product: opsin 7, group member c
Exons: 8
Coding region: 316-1524 (402 amino acids)
Biological process (GO): G protein-coupled receptor signaling pathway; visual perception
Cellular component (GO): membrane
Molecular function (GO): G protein-coupled receptor activity
Source: RefSeq, a predicted model, not a curated record
AAGUUGAGAUCAUUCUAAUUUUUUAGAUCUCCGAUCUUUGGCAGAGUGGAAAAAUCCUUCACUGUAGUUGAAGUAGAUGACACUGGGUUACUGGAAUGACAUCUGAAACUGCUAACAGGAGCGAGGACAGACGCCUGCUGAUCUUCUAGUAGCGAGCACCAGAGGUUUCUUAAUUUUCAUGUCUUUCUGUGUCUCUCUGUCAUUAUCUCUCUAUCUUCCUAUUUGCAUUUUCCUCCUCCGUGUGUUUGUGUUGCCAUACUUUGGAUCCUACCUGGUCUCCAUGAGGGUAACCAAGCACACACUCUCCUCUGGAAGAUGAGCAAUGUGUCAAAAACAGCCUUGUUCGUAUCCACUAUCUCCAGGCAGCACGAUGUCCUCAUGGGGUCUCUUUAUUUAGUCUUCUGUGUGCUGUCACUCUUGGGAAAUGGAAUGCUUUUGUUUGUAGCAUACCGUAAGAGGUCAUCUCUGAAGCCAGCAGAGUUUUUCAUCGUGAACUUGUCUGUGAGUGAUCUAGGGAUGACACACUCUCUGUUUCCUUUGGCCAUUCCAUCUGCUUUUGCACACAGGUGGUUGUUUGGGGAGGUAGCAUGUCUGUGCUAUGCUAUGUGUGGAGUUUUAUUUGGCCUAUGUAGCCUGACAAACUUGACCGCUUUGUCGUCAGUAUGCUGCCUCAAAGUCUGUUUGCCAAAUUAUGGUAAUAAGUUCUCAUCUAGCCACGCUCGUGUGAUGGUGGUCGCGGUGUGGUGCUAUGCAUUUGUGUUUGCUGUGGGUCCUCUACUGCACUGGGGAAGUUUUGGACCAGAACCGUAUGGAACGGCCUGCUGCAUAAACUGGUACACCCCAUUCCAUGAUCCCCUUGCCAUGUCUUACAUCAUCAGUCUCUUUAUCUUUUGUUAUGUUCUCCCCUGUACCAUCAUCAUCCUCUCUUACACCUUCAUCCUGCUCACAGUGAAGGGGUCCCGCCAAGCUGUUCAACAACACAUCUCACCACAAACCAAAGUGGCAAACGCACACGUUCUUAUCGUUAAGCUCUCUGUGGCUGUAUGUAUUGGCUUCCUUACAGCCUGGAGCCCGUAUGCAGUGGUCGCCAUGUGGGCUGCAUUCAGCGCUGAUGAGCAAGUCCCACCCACUGCCUUUGCGCUGGCAGCGAUUCUGGCCAAAUCAUCCACCAUUUACAACCCUAUGGUUUAUCUACUCUUCAAACCCAACUUUCGUAAAUCACUAAGUCAAGAUACUCAAAAUAUCUACCACAGGAUUUGUUUAAGCCAUAGCAAGGGCAGCCCAAGAAUGAAGGAUGGGCAGAUGCAGGACUCUCAAACUUGUAACUAUAAGGAUGCCAGCAACUCCACUCACUUUAUCAGAGGCCAGCCAGAGAGUUAUGGGGCAUGUCUUCAUUACACAGAGGCAGAGCCACACUUUCAGCCAAUCUGCCCUCAGAGAACUGCACGUAUCCUUGAGGGCGCUAUCCAGAGUGAAAUUCCAGUAAGACGGAUGAGUGAGAGAAUGCAAAACAACAUCUUGUGAGGCAAGUGUAUUACACAAAAAGAGAGAGAGAGUGAGAGAGAGAGAGAGUGAAAGAAAGAAAUAUAAGGAAGAAAGAAAGAAAUAGAGGAGACUGGGGCUAGUUUUAACCCUUUUAUACCAGUGAACUCCAUUUCUCAGAUAUGUGUAUUUUUGAAAAUCAGUUUCUCUAAAGCCUUGACUACAAAAUAAAGCCAUCAACCAUUUUCACAGGAAAAAAUAUACAAUUCAUUGAACACACAUUGUCCUUUUGUGACAACUUUUUUCAUGUAGUCAGACUAUGGGGUAAGUUGUCACAACAGAUACAUUGUUAAGUUUCUCAUUGUUUUAAACUCUUUAAAUAUUUGUCUGCAUUAAACAGCCUAUUAUAUGCUUUUUGUAGUAAAUUUAAAAAGUAAAACAAUUAUGAGGCACAAAAUGAUUCAUGAAACAACGAAAAUGGAAAAGGUAACAUACAAAAAUAUCAAACUAUUGUUUUGGCCAACAAAUACUGUAUUUAAUAAAUUGUAUACAUUUAUGAUAUUUAAAAUGUAUGAUAACCUGCCCUGAUUAAAAUGUGACAAUAUGCACCAUCCUGACUUUUAUAAAAUUAUAUAUUUUUCCAUUUAACAUUUCGGUAAAAUUCUGCCUUCAAAAUGUAGUUGACCUUUGUCUGAAAUUAUGGCAGUGUGAUUUGAUUAUUUUUGCUUGUUUACCCAAGAACUAUAACAAAUAUAUGAUGAUAGUGAAAAUUUACUUUGGAGUGAAGAAUUCACAAAAAAAUAUUCUAAUUUAAGAGGGUUUUGAACAAGGUGUUUGAAACCCACAUACAAACCUCAACAUAAAAAAACACAAAUGUGCAAAUUUUGACUCCAAGUUCAAAUCAUUGCUGAGAUACAGCUCUUGUGACAACUUCCUCGUGUGACAACUAGCCCCAGUCUCCACUAUAAGGAUUCAGGAAGGACAGGAUGAUGUAAUGGGAUUCCACAAAACUGUCAAGACUUUGUGAGCUUCAUGGAUGUCCUUACACAAUGCUCCAAACACAAGGACAAAGGAAUAUGCAGCUCUUGUACUGAGGAGAAGACUGAAUAUAAACUCCCCUUUAAAACCUCAUUGUUGUCUCUGGCUUUACAUUGGUCCCCAAAACUCCCCACAGUAUUCGACUUAUUCAACAAUUAUUGAACCAAAUCGAUUUCACUUCUUUUUAAGACGUAGAAAACAUAUGUCAUUAAUGAAAGGUGUAAGCUCUCAUUGUUCUCUAAUGAGCCUCAAAAACAACAAAACAUAAUAUGUGAUAUAAUGUAAAUUAAUUACAUGGAGUAAGUCCAGUGAGACCACAGAGGUAAGUUAUUGAUUGAAAAAACAAUUCAAGUUGACCUCACCAACUACAGUUUUAAAUGGGGCUUUCAAUGACACCCAGUUUUUGAUCAAUGACCCAAUUAAAGGAAUGUUCUCCCAUCCAAUUCUCAUCAUUUACUCACCCUCAUGACAUACCAGAUG